Molecule: messenger RNA, 2423 nt
Organism: Hyalella azteca
Lineage: Eukaryota; Metazoa; Arthropoda; Malacostraca; Amphipoda; Hyalellidae
Product: cytochrome P450 2L1
Exons: 11
Coding region: 161-1636 (491 amino acids)
Molecular function (GO): monooxygenase activity; heme binding; oxidoreductase activity, acting on paired donors, with incorporation or reduction of molecular oxygen
Source: RefSeq, a predicted model, not a curated record
UUUUAGAAAUAUUACAUAUAGAAUAUUAAAAAUAAUUCAGCUAAGUUUCCAUAACACUGCAACAAAUGCCAUUAAGCUAUCACUAUUACUAAACUAAAGCAGCUUUCGACCCACGUAAUUUGACGCCCACAGCGAAAGUUCAAGUUUCUCCGCCCACAAGAUGUUGGUGGAGAUUGUGUUGUUGUUUGUGUUGGUGUUGGUGUACGCGGUGCUGAGGGACAGGCGCCCCCGCAACUGCCCCCCUGGUCCCGUGGAAAUCCCUUUUUUCGGACGACUGCCGAUCCCCAACGCAGAAGUGGGCGAACAUCUACGCAAAAAAUACGGAGAUAUUAUGUCGUAUCGGACUGGCCCGACGCGGUCGGUGUUCCUGUUCGACUACAACACAGCCAGGGAGACCUUGGCAAAAAUGGAGUUCUCUAAUCGCCCAGACUUUAUAUCUGUCAUCAGCAUAGAUGAUCAAAAAAUUGGAGGCGUGGUUGGCAGCAACGGCGUACACUGGCAGCACGACCGCCGCUUUGUGUUGCGCAACCUCCGCAACCUCGGCAUGGGUAAAUGCUACCUGGAGGUAGCCAUCAACAUCGAAGCCAAGGCUCUGGUAGAAGACCUCAAGAAGUACGGCGGUGAAGCCAUCAACUACCCCGACAGCUUCAGGACUGUGGCGCUCAACAUCAUCUGGCAGAUGGUGGCCAGCACUCGGUACGACCUGCGUUCCGAAGAAGUUGAAACCAUUUACCGCCUGACCGAGAAACUUCGAAGAAUUCUAACUGGAUGGUCCAGUCUGCCAUUGUUCAUUCCUGCUCUCAAUAAAUUGCCAAGUUCUAUAAAAUCUGCAAUUUUUGGGGAUGACGUUUUUAGGAAUUUCGUGGAAGAAAUGAAGAACAUUGUGAGCGGAGUCGUAGACAAGCACCUGGAGGACUAUGACCCCGACAACCCCCGGGACCUCAUAGACGAGUACAUCAAAGAUAUGAAGGAGAGCGAAGGCGAAGACAACUCCCUCUUCAGGAGAGGAGCUUUGAACCAAAUCGUCAGCGACCUCUUCUUCGCGGGCUCAGACACGGUGUACAACAUGAUGAAGUGGGUGGUCUACCUGCUCGCCCGGUAUCCAGAGUACGCAACGAGGAUGCAGCAGCAAAUAGACGCCGUCGUGCCCAGGGACCGCAUGGUGUCGCUCGACGAUAAACCGAGCUUGCCAUUGGUUGAGGCAUUCACUGUUGAAGUUUUACGGUACUCCGCCAUGACGUUCUUCAACGUUCCGAGAGCAGCCGAUUCUGAUACGAUCAUCGAUGGUUUCUUCGUCGCCAAGGGCACCACAGUGGAAGUGGCCAUCUACUCCAUCCACCACGACCCGCGCUACUGGGACGACCCCCACAAGUUCUACCCUGAACGAUUCCUGGACAACAGCGCCACCAAGUACACGGCCCCCAAGCAGGGCUUCUUUGCCUUCGGUUCUGGUCGACGUCAGUGCGUGGGGGAGCUGCUGGCCCGCAUGGAGUUGUUCCUCUUCACCGCCGCCAUCAUCCAGCACUUCGAGGUGCGCCCCCCGCACGGCGUUGACAUCAGCAGAGAUAAAUACGUGACCACAGGAAAUUUUCGUUUGCCUCCAGACAAUAAGCUUAUUUAUAAACCCAGAAUCUGAUACACACUCUCCUCUGGUAACAAUGUCUAGUUCAUCCCCUAUCGUCGAUGAGUAUCACAAUAUCAAUUCUAUCUGAAUCAGUCUUGUAGUCAUAAUCAUGUUUGAGCAGAAAAAAUUGUUAAACAUGUCCAUUAUUUUAAGAAGAAAGAUUUGAAAUCAUAUAAUCUAUUGAUGCUCGUCAUUGAUCGCAGGUAAAAUGAAAUAAUUCCACACAGUUAUUCUCUAAGCAGUUUAUAUAGCAUUAGAGCAUAUUUAAAUGAAAUUUAUACUGAAAUGACCGCAAAAUAUGACCUUUUGGAGUUAUAAUUUAGUACAGCCUUAAUUGAUUGUUGGUAUUUAUUUAAUUACGGUCAUAAUUGAAAUUGGGAAGUACUUAAUUAUGUCUGCACCAUGUUUAAAUUAUAUAUGAUUCGUUUUUGUUCGCUCAAUCGUAGUUCAGAUACUGAAAACUCUGUAAGCUAUCUGCAAUAGACACAAGUUAUGAUUUUUUUUGCAGAAUUUUACGCAACAAAUCAGAAAAAAUAUUCAUCAUUUCUACUAUGAACUUUCAGUGGCAAAUUUAGCAAGGAGCCUUCAACGAAUGUAGACAAUGCCACAUAUUCUUUCUUUGGAGUGCUGUAUAUUCUUUUACCUUCUUUGUCUAUUGGGAAUUCUAUUCUCAGUAAUUUACAUAUUUUAUUAACUACUUCGCUUGACAUUGCUCAAGAAGUACAGAUACGUCAUCGCGUCAGUAGAGAAACAAAUUUAUACAAUGUAACUAGCCUUCAUAAUUUAUUAUUACAAGAAG